GCGGCCGAGGAGAAGGUUCUGGCGUGCGAGAGCUCGGACUGCAUUGAUAAAAGACGGGCAGUGAAGGUAUGUCACCACGCUGAUUGCCAACAAAUGAACCAAAAAAAUCCAUUGAACCUGUGCGAGUCAUGUGACAUCAAGUUCCACAGCGCCAUGCACUUUGAUCGACACAUACGCUUCGACCUGCCCCCUCAAGGUUCCAUCCUGGCCCGUAACGUCUCCACCCGAUCGUGCCCUCCGCGGACAAGCCCCGCGUCUGAUGUGGAGGAAGAUGAAGAGGAGUUAAUAGAUGGCAAGGGAGAGAAGAAGGCUGCGGGGCUGAAGAUAGCAAAGAAGAAAACGAGGAGAAGGCACACAGAUGAUCCAAGUAAAGAAUGUUUCACAUUAAAGUUUGAUCUGAAUGUCGAUAUAGAGACGGAGAUCGUCCCAGCCAUGAAGAAGAAAUCUCUAGGAGAAGUUUUGAUACCAGCGUUUGAGAGGAAAGGGAUCGAGCUCGGUAAAGUGGAGAUAUUUCUCGACCAGUCCAACACACCUCUGUCUCUCAACUUUGAAGCGUAUCGCUUUGGAGGCCACUAUUUGAAAGUUAAAGCUAAGCCAGGGGAUGAGCUGAAGGUGGAGCAGGCUGUGAAGGAUUUCAGGUCGUUAAGUUUACCCAUCAUGAGGAACACCGGGACAACAUCCACUUUUAUUUUCAACCUUCCAAAUGAGAGGUCCGAACAGCCACCAUUCAAGAAAGAGAACUCUGACAUCUUGGCUCCUGGCAGAAGAAGGAAGAACAUGACUGAAUUCCUCGGGGAUGCAACUAUCCCUGUUCAAGAAUCUCUCCAGAACAUCAGCGGUUCUCUGCCCAACAACGGCAACGACACGUGGAAGAACCGGGCCGCCAGCCGCUUCAGCGGCUUCUUUGGAGCUGGCAUAACUGGGCCAUUUGGAAAGGAGAUCGAUAAAAUGGAGCAACUGGAAAGCAAACUGCAUUCAUAUAGCAUGUUCGGCCUCCCCAAGCCGCCCCAGCAGAUGUGUUUCGACCAGGAUUCCUGGGAGGAGGAAGAAGAUGAUACAAAUCUGGGCCUAGAGGACAGCUGGCAGCAAAUCGUUGAAGUCCCAGAGAAUUUGACAAGACGCCAGUGCCACCAGCAGGAGGCCAUCUGGGAGCUGAUACACACCGAGGCCACCUACAUCAAGAAGCUGAAGGUCAUAACAGAUCUUUUCCUGUGUUGCCUGCUAAAUCUUCAGGAAUCAGGACUUCUGUGCGAGGUGGAGCCAGACAAGCUGUUCAGCAACGUGCAGGAAAUUAUCCAGCUGCACCGCGCUCUCUGGGGUAACAUUAUGCUGCCAGUACUGGAGAAGGCCAGAAAAUCCAGGAGCCUGUUGAACCCAGUGGACUUCCAGAAAGGAUUCAAAAUGUUUGAAUCUCUCUUUAAGCCAUAUAUCCGAUAUUGUAUGGAGGAAGAAGGCUGUAUGGAGAAUAUGAGGAAUCUGCACCGGGACAAUGAAGUCUUUCGGGCCUAUGUAACGUGGGCCGAGAAACACAAACAGUGCAAUCGCCUGAAGCUGAGCGACAUGUUAGUGAAGCCACAUCAACGUCUCACCAAGUACCCCCUGCUGCUCAAGUCCAUCCUGAAAAAGACGGACGACCCUCAAGUCAGAGAGUCCAUCAUUGCCAUGAUAAACUCGGUUGAGCGAUUCAUCAAUCAUGUAAACUCAAGGAUGCGCCAACGGCAAGAGCAGCAGCGACUGGCGGCCAUCAUCAGCCGUAUCGACUCUUAUGAAGCUGUGGAGAGCAGUACAGAUGAGGUGGAUAAGAUAUUAAAGGAGUUCUGCAAGUUUGAUUUGACAGCACCCAUAUUUGGGACUUCUCUGGACGACACACGACAGCUUCUGCUGGAAGGCAGCCUGAAGAUGAAGGAAGGGAAAGACAGCAAGAUGGAUGUAUACUGCUUCCUGUUCACGGAUCUCUUCCUCAUCACGAAGCCAGUGAAAAAGGCGGAAAGGACCAAAGUCAUCCGACAGCCGUUAUUGGUGGAUAAGAUCAUCUGUAGGGAACUCAAGGACACAGGUUCCUUUUUGUUGAUCUACUUGAAUGAGUUCAGAAGUGCAGUGGCAGCCUAUACGUUUCAAGCCAGUGGCCAGUCCUUGUGCCGAGGGUGGGUGGAAGCACUUCACAAUGCACAGAAUCUCUUGCAACGAUUACGUCAAGAGCAUAUGCAAAGCCGACAGCAAGCCGGCAGGGAAGAGGAGGAAGACAUGGAAAGCGGGACCUCUGCGGCUAGCUCACCAACCAUUCUACGUCGAAGCAGCACAGACAUGACACAGAGUCCUUCAGUCAGCUCAACAGAAACCAUCUCCGUAGUGGUGGUUGACGCCGGUGAAGACCUCUCUUCUCCUGAGGCUGAACAAGGCGCAUACGGCUCCCAGUCUGAUGACACAUCAAUCAGCACCACAGCAUCCUCCCUAACGCCCACUAGAGAGAUGUUUGAAAGUAUGGAGACAUCAGAGGCGAGUCCAGCUGGGGAUUCUAACUACCUGAAACUAGAGCCCAAUGGAUGUAGGUCAUCCUCUUUUGACAGUGCUUACGGGACCCUAUCUCCUACAUCACUGGAGGAGUUUGUGGAGCGACAGCAGCAAGAACUGACAGAAGAGGAGAGGGAGUCGGUUAGUUCUCAACGGUCGAAUACUUCUCCAAAACUCAAACGACGAACUCCGGUCCAGCUCUUGCCGUGCAAGUCCAAGGUCCUGAAAUCCAAGUCAGAAGCCAGUCUCCUUCACUUGAUAUCAGUAGGUCCCACCAACCACGCCGAGGAUGAAACCCAACUUUGUCAAAGUAAAAGCCUGUGUGAACUCUUUAUGUCUCCGGGACCACAGCAUUUUUUGGACUCUGACGGCCACAACAAUGGCCGUGAUUGGCAUUUUGCCAAAAGGACUAGCUUGGUGGAACGUUCAUCGGAAAACGUUGAGGAACACUUAGUAAAGCCCAGGUCCCGGUCGGACUGCACGAGGAGACAAGUGGUCAAUUUAAGUAGCUGCAGCAGCAGCUCCUCUGACCUUUCGGAUUCAGUAGAGACUGGAUUCUCCAAAGACGGUGAGGAUGAGAAAUUAACGGACCCGCUGUCUGAUCAGCUGGACUCUCUGCCCGAGUUUGAGUUCGACCCUGAGUCCCAUGUGUACAGUAGCCCUUUACCUGAACAGUGUGGCGAGGACAUUGGGAGGGAACUGGACGAUGCUAGUGCUCCUGGCUGUGCCAAGAGUACAAUGUCGGAACCUCAGUCAGCACAGCAUAGGAAACUCACCCUGGCCCAGCUGUACAGAAUAAGAACCACUUUACUUCUUAAUUCCACUCUGACGGCGUCUGAGGUUUAAUAACGUGGAGCCGAAGCAAACCUGCCAGCAAUAGCUCAAGAACAUGUAAAUAAGACUGCAUUACUGGCGCAGAUGUCUACCAAGCUUAUCGCGGUAAAAAUGGCCACAUCCUACAAGAUGCCUUCUUCUUCCGCAGGACCCCCCUCCUUCCGCCACCAGGAACAUAACGCAGGCUUGUUUGAACGGCAAAGCAACUGGAUUCUUUCCAAACAUUUUCGGAAAACCUUAGGUAUCCCCGUGAAAGUAUAAACCCGAUUAUAUUUGCACUUUGAGCAAUAAUGUGUUUUAAAGAAAAACUCUGAAGAGGAUAAACGUUUGCGGCAUAAAAUG
This is a messenger RNA of Nanorana parkeri, 3687 nucleotides long. RefSeq names its product pleckstrin homology and RhoGEF domain containing G5 (gene PLEKHG5). Gene Ontology annotation, cellular component: axon; plasma membrane; endocytic vesicle. Lineage: Eukaryota; Metazoa; Chordata; Amphibia; Anura; Dicroglossidae. The transcript is spliced from 21 exons. The record is from RefSeq and is a predicted model, not a curated record. Gene Ontology annotation, molecular function: guanyl-nucleotide exchange factor activity. Bases 94 to 3357 code for a protein of 1087 amino acids. Gene Ontology annotation, biological process: Rho protein signal transduction; endothelial cell migration.